This is a messenger RNA of Cuscuta epithymum, 1918 nucleotides long. The record is from the annotation of a GenBank genome assembly. Lineage: Eukaryota; Viridiplantae; Streptophyta; Magnoliopsida; Solanales; Convolvulaceae.
GCGAACAAUUAAUCGCAUCUUACACCCCCAGGCGGCGUAGGUUCCAAGAGGCGCGCCUUAUAUGGCGCUUUUUGACGCCUUUUGCGCGUCUGAGAGGCACACGCUUCUCACGCCUCAUGGAACUGUCUUGGCGAUUCAGUCUCUCUAGGCUUCUCCCUUUUUCCUUCUGCGUUGGCUUUGCUUCCUAGUUCCGGCAUCCGCGAAAUGAAUUCAAGGUUUAGGGGUCGAAAAAGGAUAGACAGAAUAAGUAGAUUACCAGAUGACGUACUUGUUCACAUACUUUCAUUUCUUCCAACUAAGCAUGCUGUUGGUACUAGCAUUUUAUCACAUCGCUGGCAGUAUCUUUUUACCCAAGUAACCAACCUUGAUUUUGAUGAGUCCCUCAUGUUUCACCCAAGAAAUUCCAUGGAAGACCUUGUUUCCACGAGGACACACUUUGAAUUACUUCAAAAGAACCAAAAUCAUGGUUUUCCUCAUCUUAAGUUGGUCUGCAGCUUCAAGGAUUUUGUGGAUAGGGUUCUGAUGCUUAACAAAUCCCCUAAUAUUAGCAAAUUCCGCCUCAAGUGUAGCUGGGGCUGUGAUUGUUCAAACCUUAAUGUAUGGAUCAGGUUCGCUUUACUCCAUGAUGUUAUUGAGCUUGAUAUCUUAACUAAAGAGUAUAAAUCAUGCCUGUUGCCCACCUCUCUUUAUACUAGUCAGACACUAGUGGCACUAAAGUUGCAUGGAAAAUUUGAAAUGAAGUUUCCAGCAUCUACCCACCUGCCACACCUGAAGUCUUUGCAACUCUUUGGUGUUGAUUUUUCUGGCCCUUACUCCCUUAAUGGGCUAAUCGCUGGGUGCCCGUUGCUUGAGGAUCUUACUGUUGGAGGUGCAUGGGAAGAUGUUAUAGAUAUUAACAUUUCCUCAGCAAGACUGACUAGUUUGACUAUGAAUUUUAGGGAAAGUUUUUGUUCAGAGUACCACAGAUCUAGUGUGGUGCUUGACCUUCCAAAUUUGCAUCGCUUCAAGUAUGUUGAUAGGUUAGCCAGUAACUACUCUCUGAAGAAUCUAAACUUGCUUGAGGAAGCUCGCAUUGAAGUUUUGUUGAACACAGAUGACUUUAGCUUGUGGUCGACUUUCUGUGGUUCUGUUCUUGGCCUCUUGAAUGGAGUUUCUAAUGCCAAGCAUCUAUAUGUGUGUGGUAAAUGCAUGGAGGUAGUUCUGCACUUCUUUGAACUAUUUUAAGGACUUACGGUUCAGGAGAGGCUAUUCAAUGUGAAAAAUAUACACUACCAACAUUCCAUAAUUUAUCUCGGCUGGAACUUGGUUGGAGCAGAUGUGUGAACUGGAGGGUUCUCUUGUGUGACUUUCUUCAAAGUGCACCCAUUCUUGAGCAUCUAGCUUUCUCCAAGGGACUCUUUCAUCGUCAAAGCGAUUGUGAUGACUAUGAGGACAAUAACUUCUGGAGUAAUCAGGAGACACCUGUUUGUCUUUCCUCUAACAUCAAGACCAUAAUGAUUGGUUCAUUUCAUGGUUUUGAAGAAGAGGUGAAGAUGGCAAGGUAUUUUCUCAAGAAUGGCAAGUUUUUGGAGAAGCUAAUAUUGGAGUGUUUCAUUCGUUCGGACGAGGAGGAGCGAGAACUGAAGAAGCUACUGAAGAAGCUGCUGAAGGCGGAAAAGGCUUCCAAAGAAUGUAUUAUUGAGAUAAUUUGAAAAGUUAUCUUUUGAUAAUGACUAUUGCUGGUAUUUUGUUUUCUGACUAUAUAUGUUUUACUCUGUAUUACUCCGUAAUUAGAAGUGAAGAUGUUUUGAAUCCUAAUACCUACCGAGGGGCUGGCAUUUAAUGAUGAUUUUAACGGCUCCGUUCAAAAUAGUGUAGUAAUGCUGCCUCUUAAUUUAGAGGAGCCCUUUAGUUGGGAUUGCGGUGGAUGGCUUUCCAU